Messenger RNA from Galdieria sulphuraria, 1391 nucleotides. Its product is annotated as serine/threonine protein kinase. Bases 14 to 1234 code for a protein of 406 amino acids. Gene Ontology annotation, biological process: protein phosphorylation. The transcript is spliced from 5 exons. Gene Ontology annotation, molecular function: protein kinase activity; ATP binding. The record is from RefSeq and is a predicted model, not a curated record. NCBI's taxonomy places the organism in Eukaryota, Rhodophyta, Bangiophyceae, Galdieriales, Galdieriaceae.
AGGGUCCGUUGAUAUGAUUAGUACAGAGAGAGCCUCCUUCAGACAUGCAUCUCCAGAAUUGAUAGAAGGAUGGUUACUAAAAGAAGGAAAGCUCUUUAGGACAAAGAAUAAGAGAUUUCUGAGAAUAUCAAACGGUACUCUAUCGAAUCACAAAACAGAGAACGAACCUGCUACGUGGGACUUGGACCUGACGGAGUGUAAAGUAAGAGAAGGGCCCCGAAAAUAUGAAAUACGCCUAGAACUACCCAAGAGAGUCGUAUCCUUUUUUGCAGAGAAUGAAAAAGACUACAAAAAGUGGACUACGGCAUUUAAAAGAGCUUGUUUUAGAGAUGUGGAAGAUUAUUAUAGUAUCGGUGAUGUGCUAGGAGUGGGAGCCUUUGGAACCGUUAGAGUCGCUUAUGACAAAGAGAGCGGUGAAAAGGUUGCUCUGAAAAUUAUAAAGAAAGAUAACUUCAAAGCUAAAGAAUUAGAGCAUCUUCAAAGAGAAGUAGAAAUUUUACGCUCCAUGGAACACCCGAAUGUGGUACAAACAUAUGACAUAUUUGAGACCAAAACAAGGAUCUACAUCAUACUGGAAUUCAUGGAAGGGGGUGAGCUUUUUAAUGCAAUAGCUACUGCUGGUCAUUUUUCUGAGUCGGAUGCUCGUGAUAUAAUGAAAGAGAUAUUGCAUGGUGUCGGAUAUCUUCAUAAGAGAGGAAUUGUUCACAGAGAUUUAAAGCCUGAAAAUAUUCUUCUUAAAUCUAAAGACUGGCCAUUGGAAAUCAAAAUAGCCGACUUUGGUUUGGCAAAUUUCACUGUUGGAGAAAAUGGUACUUCGGUGCCAUUAACAACCACCAUUGGAACCAUAGGAUAUAUUGCACCUGAGGUUAUUUUGAGACAGUCCUAUGGAGCUCCCGUGGAUUUAUGGGCAUGUGGUGUUAUACUGUAUAUCAUGUUGUCUGGAAAGAUGCCUUUCUUUGGGAAGAAUGAGUUGGAAUGUUUCAAAAGAGUUGUUAGGGGGCAAUUUUCCUUUCCUUCGAGAUAUUGGAAAGAUAUUUCCAAAGGCGCCAAGGAUCUUACAAGAAAACUUCUCGAAGUGGAUCCAAACAAACGUCUUACAGUAGAAGAAAGCUUGAAUCAUCCUUGGAUGAAGGCGGAGUCAUUGAGUAAAACAAACAUUGAGAGUGACCGUAGUGGUUUGCAUUCAUCCAAAAGGAAGUUCCUUAAUGCAGUAUAUAACUAUACGAAUCAGUAAAUAUAGAUGAGUCGAGGUAUUUGUCUACAUGAAGAUGAUAUUGAUCGAUGAGCUGAUUCUUGGAAUGGUAUAACUUUGUGUAGGAUUUCUUACUGAUAGAAGUUUUGUUGUGAUGUUUACUUUACACUGUUCUAUAUAUAAAAUUGAAUAUACAAAA